Spirometra erinaceieuropaei is the source of this 498-nucleotide messenger RNA. Lineage: Eukaryota; Metazoa; Platyhelminthes; Cestoda; Diphyllobothriidea; Diphyllobothriidae. The record is from the annotation of a GenBank genome assembly.
AUGGGCCUCGAUCUCCCGCCAUCUCUCCAGGAAGCUAUCAGGGUCGUGCAGCAGCUCUCCAAUGGGAAAGCACCCGGAUCGGACGCAAUCCCUGCUGAGGUCUACAAUCACGGCGAUCCCCAACUACUGGAUCACCUGGCUGCGCUCUGUCCGGAGAUGCGGCGUCAAGGUGAAGUCCCGCAGGAUUUCAAGGACGCAACCAUUGUGCAUCUCUACAAGCGUAAAGGGAACCGCCAGGUCUGCGACAGUUACCGUAGCAUCUCCUUGUUGAACAUCUCCGGGAAGAUCUUCGCUCGCAUCCUGCUCAAUCGUCUGAAUAAUCAUUUGGAACCGGGCCUUCUGCCGGAAAGCCAAUGCGGCUUCCGUCGUUAUCGCGGGACCACGGAUACGAUCUUCGCCGCCCGUCAACUUCAGGAGAAGUGCCAGGAGAUGCGGGCCCACCUGUACUCUACCUUCGUGGAUCUGACGAAAGCCUUCGACACGGUGAAUCGUGAAUGA